Haliotis rufescens (red abalone) is the source of this 1539-nucleotide messenger RNA. RefSeq lists its product as uncharacterized. The transcript is spliced from 4 exons. The coding region runs from base 116 to 1330 and encodes 404 amino acids. NCBI's taxonomy places the organism in Eukaryota, Metazoa, Mollusca, Gastropoda, Lepetellida, Haliotidae. The record is from RefSeq and is a predicted model, not a curated record.
UACCGUAUGGCCUUCUGGACGUCAUGCACAGCUCAGCAGUGUGUUAUCACUAAGGGCCAUCACAUGGUCGGGCCUGUCUGGAUCUACACCAGUGUAGCAGUCCACUGAUACAGUAAUGGAGGUAAGAGAUGGACCACGGAGACCAACUCAGUCUCAAUAUAUGUCUAAAAGAACCAAGAAGUUUGUUCGACGUUUCGUCAGGGGAUUCGCAAGCGGUUUGGCGCUGUAUUCGGGAUUUAAAACUGUCACGGCACUCACGAAAAAUCCGUUCCGGCGCGGUCUACCGCUGAUCCCUGGACAGAUCGUGAGCUCGGACUGCGCCAGGUUCGCCACGUUCCUAGGUUUGUAUCCCAGUGUGUACCACCUUGCUGUCGACCUCCUCAAGAAAUACAGAGGAAUCAAUGAUGGAUGGAACUACGGACUUGCAGGGGGCUUGGCCGGCCUCACCAUCAUCGUUGAAGACCACAGCAGGAGAAGCGUGGUGGCUUUAUUCGCUGUGGCCCGAGCACUAGGAGCUGGGGUAUCGACUCUAGUGACCCGUGAACACGUCCGGAAGGUGCCUUACAGUGAAACAAUGGCCUUCUGUUUAUGUUGCGGCUUCCUAGUGUAUUGUACGGCCUUGAGACCCAGUGUUCUUGCCAAAGGGUAUUACCAUUCGAUCUUGAAAUGGUCACGUGACUACACGGAUACGAAACUGGACUUACUGUUCCGGUUGCCCAGUGACCAUUUCAUAUCCUGUCAGGAAGGGGGUCUACACGCAGACUCGUGCACUCGACAUGCAUUCUGGGAUUUCCUGUGCAGUCUCUCAUCUUUUGUGAAGCUCUACUUGCCUAUCCAUGUCACUCCAAUUGUCAUCUUUCGCCGCCACCUCAUAGUGGAGAAACCUAAAGUCGUCAUAUUGUCGCUGUUGAGGAAUCUGGUCAUGUCUGGUGCUUUCCUGUCAACAAUGGUUAUGUUGGCCAAGUACGUCAUAUGUCUCCAACGCAACUUCAUCCGGAAGCCCCCUCCAUUACCUCCCUUUGUCCCAAUCGUAGCCGGCUUCGUGUGUGGUCUCGGGGUGUUGUUUGAGAGGGAGAGUAGACGGAAGGAGCUGGCCUUGUUCCUCGUUCCCCAUUCCCUGCAUGCUCUGUACAAUAUGGAGGUCAAGUCCAAGGUGAAGGUCCUAUCUCGGAUUCCCCAGGGCUACGUCCUGUUGUACUCCCUGUCUAUGAUGGUGGUUAUGCAUGCGUAUGAACGCCACCCAGAGUCGCUCACUCCUCUCAUCAACGGACUAUUGCGUUUCUUUGUUGGUGGACGAAAAUGUGACGGCAAGAAAGCAAAAGAAGUAUAAUAUGAGUCCGGGUAAUGUAUCGGCCUUCCUGGUUUUAACACGUGUUCAGUGGCUUUGUCUGGUUGUUUAGUUUACUGGAGUCUGAAGAAGUGUUAUGGUGAGGUUACAGGGUCCCACUCCACACAGCAAUCUUGGAGCUGCGACAACCGUACGUCCAUGUCAACAUACGAGCGGUAUAACAAUAAAGAUCGCUUUGUCUAACUGUGUCA